This is a messenger RNA of Suhomyces tanzawaensis NRRL Y-17324, 1248 nucleotides long. RefSeq lists its product as uncharacterized. Lineage: Eukaryota; Fungi; Ascomycota; Pichiomycetes; Serinales; Debaryomycetaceae. The record is from RefSeq and is a predicted model, not a curated record. The transcript is spliced from 2 exons. The coding region runs from base 1 to 1248 and encodes 415 amino acids.
AUGAGGAGAUCCAAGAGACACCGCAAAGUGUGGCGAGUCUCCAAGCCACUGCAUCCACGCAGCCUGGACGAGGGGAGCACCCGGAUCGGAAGCGGAGUUCACAAUGAUUUCGUCACAAAGAGCACUUAUGGCUGGACCACUACGCUGCCAUUGUGUGAGCACAACUACGAGACUUUACCACGGAACGGCACUGUCCCACGCUUGAAACGGCUCUGUGCCGAGACCCUAGCCAAGAAUGUGGAGCACUUGGAACGAGACUACCUUGAGUUUGCCCCAUGGACGUGCUGGUCAUUGGUAUGGGAGUGUGUGCUCAGACAAGGGAACGACUCGUUUCGAGCACACCAGGUGUUUUCCUCCAGAUUUGGCCGUCUUGGCCAGUUCAGGGCCCACUGGGUGGCUCGCCACCAGUCGUCCAUGGGCGAAUUGACCACCCUUGCGCCCAGGACCCAGUUGCAGUGUCUCCGAAGUGAGGCUAUACGUGCCCUCCAACCUCCCCACGCCAGGAACUAUAGACUCGAGAAUUUAUUCUCGAACGUGUUGGUAGCGGAUGUAGUCCGUCGGCUCAACUUCUCUUUGGAGCGUCCUUUGGUCGUUUUAGACAUAUCUGCUGCCGCCAACACCAUUUCCAAAGAUGAGUACUACCUUCUACUCAAUAUUCCCGGCCUAGUGGCCUUGGAUCUCUCGGGAAGCCUGGUGGUUGACGACAGUUUUCUAGGGAAUUUGGCCACUAGCAUCCUGGUCGAUGGCAAAUUGGCAAAGCUUGCGGUGCUCAGACUAAAGGGUUGUCGCAACGUAUCAGCUCGAGCUGUGCACAAUCUUCUCUUGCGUUGCUCCGAUGCGUUCUGCUCGUUGAAGUAUAUCGAAAGUGAGGUGCCUAUUCCCACAACCAAGCACGAGCUCUCCGGAAAAUUUUACGUCAACGGCACCAAAUGGCAGCUGGUGAAUAAAUCUGAGCCUGGGUUGCAGGUCCUCUCCAGGCUUCCUUUGGGAUUAAAAACCCAUACGCUAUACAGAUACUUGAAUGGCAUGCCGAUACAAACUCCAGUCAAUAGCGGACCAGUGCUUGAUUUAAUGAUGUGCAGCCAUGUCUACCCCCAUGAGGCUAACCUGGAUGACAGGAUCCGCUUGUUCGAGGCGGCUUGGAAUACCAGGCUCAAUACUAGAAACCCAGAGUCUGUCUCGCAAUAUUGCUUCGUGAUGAAUGCCAACCACGAAAUAUCUACAAGUGCCAACGGUCAAGUUUUUUAA